AGGAGUCACUCCACCCACUUGUUUCUUUCCAAGUAGCUAAACAGUUGUCCAUCAUCUAAGCUGUAUAGUAAAUCUUGUUUAUAUCUUGCAAGCAACUGAACAAGGCCACUGCGGUUUUUCUAAACUAUCUAAACAUGUGACUCUUGAAUGCGACAUGAAGGGCCCCCCUCCUCUGAUUGGUCAGUUCAGGCCAGCUGGCUGUGACGCUGCAGGCAGCAGCAGCAGGUGUGGACGGUCGGUACUGUUAUUUCUUUAUUUUGAUUCGUGAUUGCUGGAGCUUGCAGUCUCAUGCCACUACGCUAGGUCAAACUGAAGCGGGUUCUUGUCCAGGUCUGGGUGUGAACCCUGUCGAGAUGUCUUCGGCCGAACACGACGGAACCUUCAGUCAGCUCAUUAAGUUUGAGAAACUGUCGUGGAGGCCCUCCAUCCGCGACUCAGGCUCCAAGAAGCGGGCACGGUGGCUUCAGGCUCGGCGCAUCUUCUCCCCUUCCUGCCCCAACCUGCGGAUCCCCAACAGGUUCCUGAGAGAAGGACACUGUGUACCCCCUGCCCGCAGCGGACACCGCUGUGUUGCAGACAGUGCCAACCUGUAUGUGUUUGGAGGCUACAACCCAGACUUUGAGGAGGCAGACGGGUCAGAGAAUGAAGACUACCCUCUUUUCAGGGAGCUUUGGCGGUUUCAUUUUGCUACAUCCACUUGGCAGCAGGUCCGCACAGAGGGUUACAUGCCCACAGAACUGGCCUCUAUGUCAGCUGUUUUACACGGCAACAACCUGCUUGUGUUUGGCGGCACUGGGAUUCCAUUUGGUGAAAACAACGGCAAUGACGUCCAUGUUUGCAAUGUUCAGUACAAACGAUGGAACCUGCUCAACUGCAGAGGGAAGAAACCCAACAAGAUUUACGGACAGGCGAUGGUCAUCAUAAAUGGCUACCUCUAUGUGUUUGGAGGGACAACAGGCUACCUUUACAGCACCGACCUGCACAGGCUGGACCUGACCACCAGAGAGUGGAUCCACCUCAAACCCAACAAUGCACCCUCAGAUCUACCUGAGGAGAGGUACAGACAUGAACUAGCUCAUGAUGGACAGAGAAUAUACAUUUUAGGAGGUGGGACUUCCUGGACGUCAUAUCCCCUGCAUAAGAUUCACGCAUAUAACUUGGAGACAAAUUACUGGGAGGAAAUAGUCACCAAACCACAUGAAAAAAUAGGAUAUCCUGCUGCCCGCCGUUGUCACAGUUGUGUGCAGGUCAAAGAUGAGGUGUUUAUAUGUGGGGGUUAUAAUGGAGAGCUGAUCCUAUCUGACCUGUGGAAGAUCAACCUGCAGACUUUUCAGUGGAUCAAGUUGCCUGCCAUCAUGCCAGAACCAGCCUACUUUCACUGCGCUGCAGUCACUCCGGCUGGCUGUAUGUACGUCCACGGCGGUGUCAUCAACAUGUCCGGGAAUAGAAGGACUGGCUCUUUGUACAAAGUGUGGUUGGUGGUGCCCAGCCUGCUGGAACUGACCUGGGAGAAACUGCUGAAAACUUUCCCUCACGUAGCCCAGCUGUCCACCCUUCAGCUGCUCAGCCUGGGGCUGACACACACACUAAUUCAGCGGCUCAAAUAGACAGAGCACAGAGACGGAAGUAGGCGGUAUGUGAUGCAACAGCUUGACUCUAAAAUCACUGAUAACUUGGCAAAAAAGUUCUCGAGGGGACAAAGAAAAGUCAGAUGGUUGUGAAUGCAUCCUUUAGACACCAGAAUAACUGUAUGCUGGUAUCCACAUCCAUGUACUUGUCAUUUUGGAUCCACGAUAUAGUGCAGUCUUCAUUUUUUUAUUUUAUUUUAUUUUAUUUUUACAACACAUCACUGUCACAGAAACGUGUGGAGCAUGAGCAGGAAUAGUUUAAUGUUCCAAAGACCACUUCUUGAAAGGCAAAAUGAAUGUUGCUUCUGCUAGUGUACUUUUAGCCUCCAUUCAGAGGCUGAGAUCAGCUUGUUUCACUAUUGCUGAAGUGACAACGCGUUGUACACCGCUGCCAUCUUUGACACAUGUUCAGUCAGCUGCUGCUACGCCCACUGUGACAUAGGUUAAAUCAAUAAUUACUGUCAAAACAGUGCUGAUGUAAACUUACAUUUCCAUUUAGUUAGUUAGAAAUCAGUCAGAUCCUCUGUAAAGAGGUACACUGCUGAUAAAUCAUGGACAUGUUAUAACUGGGAUACCUCUUAACAGUCUAAUUAGGUCAAUUAUUUAAGGAAUCAUGUUUUAGCCUUGAGGACUUUCUGAUUGCAUACUGAUGUUGAGUUGUGAUUAUAACUCUACUGGUCAAAUUGAAAAAUGUUCCCUCACUGGUCACAUUAGGCCUGUGAUCAGAUGAGAACCCAAAAGCCUCUUACAUGGCAUCACUGUGACUCUUCUUGUGCCUCUUAUUCAAUUAGAAAUGAAUUUAUUCACCUGUAGCUCCACAGUGAUUCUCUAGCCUUUUUUAUUUCUUCAUUCGGUGCCUUCUGAAUUUCCACACACACAUUGUUUUUAUAUUUCUGUAAAUCAAUUUUUUUAGAUUUGUUCAUUACUCUCUGAACUAUGUACAUGUCCUAUUUCCCCAAUGUGAUUUAUCUGGUGCUCUCCACAUGAGCCUAUUGUUGCUGAACAUUUCUGCUCAUGAUUAAUCAGAAGAUACUGCUUGCAGCUAAAGAUUUUUCAUUAACUUCAGUCCACAGAGGUUUUUUAUUUUUUAUUUUCAUCACUGUGCUGCUGUUCUAUUUUAUUACAAAACCUUGAAUUGUAGCAGAAUGUGUUGCUACUUUUCCCCACCUUUUGCCUAAACUCCAUUUUAACCUUUUUAUACUGUAACAUAGGCUGUAUUAUUAAUACUUUUUAAAUUUUUGGUCUUGUUUUUCUAGAGAAAGUAUUGUUGUGGUACUUUGAAAAUUAAGUGGCAUGGGACUUUUUUUUAACUAGUAACAAGGUAGAGUAUGUAAGGCGUACUCAGGAUGUUAAAUACUGUGAUCAGACUCGGUCUGUAGAGCUCCGCAAACCAUCACCUUCAUCAUCGCCAAAAUGUCAACAGGCUCAGUCAUUUUUGUGAAAACAGAUUUCGGUACGCUGAGAUGGCUUUGACAAAAACAAAUCUUUUGCGGUUACUAUGGACUGUAAAGCUUAAAUACUGCAGUGAUAUUCCCAGCUGCUUGUAUUGAAUCACAUAUUUGCCUCUUUUUUUCCACCUGUUUUGUCAACCUCUUGAAUUUGAGUAUCUAGUUUUUUUUUCACACGUUCACUGUAACUGUGUUGGUACUAUACGAAACUAACUCAUCUACAAUUUAUUGUAUCAUGAUGCCCAUUUUUACAUUCAAAAUUCCACUUCAGUUACUUUAUGUUUGACAUGUUAUGAUAGCCUUUAUUUAUAUCUUAUUGUGAAGCAACAGUCUGCUUCAGUAUGUGCUCAGACUUUGUAAAUAUACUGCCUUGCUUUUGAGAUGUUUAAAUUUGCAUCAUUUUUGGUAAUGAAAUGUUAAAUGAUCUCUUUUGCAUGUCAGUAUGGUGUGCAUGUCACUUUACAUAAACUCUUGGGAGAAAAGGUGAAUGUCUCCUCAAAGGCAACUAUGGCUGUAAUGUACAUUGUUUUGUAAUUCCUGUCUGUACAAACAAUAAAAACACAGGCCGCCAGUUUUUCAGAA
This is a messenger RNA of Siniperca chuatsi (mandarin fish), 3658 nucleotides long. RefSeq names its product kelch domain-containing protein 10-like. Lineage: Eukaryota; Metazoa; Chordata; Actinopteri; Centrarchiformes; Sinipercidae. Gene Ontology annotation, molecular function: protein binding. The transcript is spliced from 11 exons. Gene Ontology annotation, biological process: positive regulation of stress-activated MAPK cascade. The record is from RefSeq and is a predicted model, not a curated record. Bases 354 to 1607 code for a protein of 417 amino acids.